GCUGAUCCUCCUCGUCUCCUCGAUAACAGAGUACCUUCUUCCCUUGAGAAAGCAGAUACAGCAAGACCCCAAAAUGAAAUUGGCAAUCGUCUGUCUGGCUCUUGCGACUGUGGCCUCUGGUCUGUACAUCCCUGCAGAAGAAAAGAGAAAUCUUCACGAUACUGUUGUAAUAAUUGAGAAUAUCAUCAAGGAAAUCGAGAAGGUUCUUCAACCUAACAACGACAAGAGAAAUCUUCACGGUGCCGCUGUAAUAAUUGAGAAUAUCAUCAAGGAAAUUAAUCAUCUUGUUGAUAAUGUCAGUCCCACCUCUUCCAAGAGGAAUUUGGAGGAUCUGGUAAAAAUGAUCCAAACCAUUCUUAACUCUGUCAUUGACAAAUCGAAUGAUAGCUCCAAGAGAGGUGUUUUCGUUAAUGUGGCUGAUACACUUGAUCAGAUGAUAGAGGGAAUCAAACAUGCGAUUCACCCAAAUAAUGAUCUUGACAAGAGAGGUUCCCUCAUUGAUAUUGCUGACCAGAUUGAUAAAUUAUUUGAGGGUUUUCAGCAUGCGCUCCACCCUGAUGACGCAGUAGCAACGAGAGGUAUUGUGGAAACAGUGAAAGAAAAACUUCAGCAAGCAAAAGACGUCUGGGAAGCCAUUCUAAACGCAGAUCUUUAAUCUGCUUGAAAAAGAUCGCCUCGAUGUUGGCAAAAAGAUCGACACUGUCAUCAAAGAACCCACCUACUGCCUUUUUUCCUGGUACCUAGAGAAAUCUGAUAGUGUCCAAACGUUUGGUAUACAGCUAACAGUGCUCCCGUUGCUUUAAGCAUGGGCAUCUAUUUCAUGGCGUAUCUUGUAUAAUGUUGGGAAACAUUAAGCUACCUGUCAAAAAUGUAGACUGAAAUCUCCAAAGCACUUUUUAGAUAACAAGUCACCAAUUAAACUUUCCUUAAAAACGUUCAAA
Molecule: messenger RNA, 941 nt
Organism: Aplysia californica (California sea hare)
Lineage: Eukaryota; Metazoa; Mollusca; Gastropoda; Aplysiida; Aplysiidae
Exons: 2
Coding region: 74-655 (193 amino acids)
Source: RefSeq, a predicted model, not a curated record